Molecule: messenger RNA, 561 nt
Organism: Laccaria bicolor S238N-H82
Lineage: Eukaryota; Fungi; Basidiomycota; Agaricomycetes; Agaricales; Hydnangiaceae
Exons: 2
Coding region: 1-561 (186 amino acids)
Source: RefSeq, a predicted model, not a curated record
AUGUUAUUUAAAUUUGAUGUUAUAAUUCCACGUCAUAAUUAUUUUGGAGCAGCCAGGUUUUAUUGUGUUGAAACAAUUACAACACCAUGUGGUGUUGUAAUCACAUGGGUUAAAUUUGACAAAUCAGAGUCUCCUACCAAUAUCCUCAAUUGGUUAGAGAAGAUAUAUCCUACUGAAGAAUCUCGACCACACUACAUUUGCAUUGAUAAAGCUUGUCAAGUACUUCAAACUGCUAUUGCAAAUGGAAGUUGGAAUAGAUGGAAGAAAACAACCUGUUUCAUUGUCAACUCUUAUCAUUACAUCAAUCAUCACACCUUGGACUAUCUGUGCUGCAAGUGGUGUAACCCUGGUCCAUUAAAUGGUUCUGCGCCAAAUUUGGUCAAAGUUGCUUAUGAUAAAAAUAACCAGCCAUACUUUCAGCAUGCAUUCAAUACACAGGCAUGUGAGCAAUUGAAUUCUUGGCUAGGAGGUUUUGAGUCGAUUCUCAAACAAAUGAAAACUGGACAUUUUGAUUGGUUCUUGCAUACUAUGCUUUUUUAUCAUACUCAGCAUGUUAUCUGA